AUGGCUAUAAAAUAUGGUAUCACUGAGUUUGUUGUGGAGUUCCUGAAGAUGUUUCCUUUCGUGGUUUCGCAUGAUCUGGGGAAAAACACUAUGCUACAAAUGGCUAUUAUGGAACGAAAUGUAGAGAUAUCAAAUCAAAUAGUGGAUUUCAUCAUUUUAGAUGACACAAAAGAUGACAUACUUUGCAAGGAAGAUGAGAGUUGUAGCAAUAUCCUACAUUAUGCUGCCAUAUUAGCGCCUCCUCAUCAACUCAACUCAGUGUCAGGUCCUGCUCUACAAAUGCAACGAGAAGUACAGUGGUUCAAGGGAGUGAGAAGAUUGGUGCAUCCAUUCUUGAGGGAUACUAGAAAUGCUGAUGGACUAACAGCACAAUAUGUGUUCACUGAACAACACAAGGGCUUGCGGAAGACUGGAGAGAAAUGGUUAAAAGAUACAUCUGGAUCGUGCAUGGUGGUCGCCACCCUUAUUGCAACUGUAGCAUUUGCAGCUGCGUUUACCGUUCCUGGAGGUAAUGCCCAGCAGGAUUUGACAGGCAGGAAAAAUGGCGUUCAAAAAAUAAUAAUAAAAAAUGGCUUUCCAGUUUUUUUGAGAGAGCCCGCAUUUAUAGUGUUUGUGGCAGCAGACGCUGUAGCUUUAUUCUCUUCAAUUACAUCAGUGAUUCUGUUCUUAGCUAUCAUGACAUCUCGAUAUGCGGAAGAGGAUUUUCUGAAAUCUUUGCCUCAAAAGCUGAUAAUAGGUCUUGCAAUGCUGUUCAUUUCUAUGGCCAACAUAUUGGUAGCCUUCUGUGCAUCAUUUACCCUUAUUCUGGUGGCCGAUAAACAAAAACAUGUAUGGAUUCCAGUUACUAUAUCGUGUUUUGGUUUCAUUCCUGUGCUCUCAUUUUUUUAUCUUCAAUUUCCUUUGUUUCUUGAAAUGUUGCGUGCCACUUUUUGGCCAAGUAUCUUAAAGAUAAAGAAUCGGCAGCACCUUCUUUCCGAGAAGGAAAUUCGACGAACUUUUAGGCAAAGAAGCAUCUGGCGAAUUGCCAUGAAAGAGAGAGAAAUUAACCAAGAGAAAACUUUCAAUAUCUCUCAACCGUGA
This is a messenger RNA of Papaver somniferum (opium poppy), 1080 nucleotides long. RefSeq names its product ankyrin repeat-containing protein NPR4-like. Bases 1 to 1080 code for a protein of 359 amino acids. The record is from RefSeq and is a predicted model, not a curated record. NCBI's taxonomy places the organism in Eukaryota, Viridiplantae, Streptophyta, Magnoliopsida, Ranunculales, Papaveraceae. The transcript has 2 exons.